AUGGCGGUGAUCGAAGCCGACACCUACCACUCUCACCAUGGUGGUGAUCGAAGCCGACACCUGUUGUGUGAGAGGCGGUCACCUACACCACUAGACCACUCUCACCAUGGUGGUGAUCGAAGCCGACACCUGUUGUGUGAGAGGCGGUCACCUACACCACUAGACCACUCUCACCAUGGUGGUGAUCGAAACCGACACCUGUUGUGUGAGAGGCGGUCACCUACACCAAUAGACCACUCUCACCAUGGUGGUGAUCGAAACCGACACCUGUUGUGUGAGAGGCGGUCACCUACACCACUAGGCCACUCUCACCAUGGUGAUGAUCGAAACCGACACAUGUUGUGUGAGAGGCGGUCACCUACAUCACUAGACCACUCUCACCAUGGUGGUGAUCGAAACAGACACCUGUUGUGUGAGAGGAGGACACCUACACCACUAGACCACUCUCACCAUGAUGGUGAUCGAAACAGACACCUGUUGUGUGAGAGGCGGUCACCUACACCACUAGGCCACUCUCACCAUGGUGGUGAUCGAAACCGACACUUUUUGUGUGAGAGGCGGCCACCUACACCACUAGACCACUCUAACCAUGGUGGUGAUCGAAACCGACACCUUUUGUGUGAGAGGCGGUCACCUACACCACUAGACCACUCUCACCAUGGUGGUGAUCGAAACCGACACCUUUUAUGUGGGAGGCUGUCACCUACACCACUAGACCACUCUCACCAUGGUGGUGAUCGAAACCGACACCUGUUGUGUGAGAGGCGGUCACCUACACCACUAGACCACUCUCACCAUGGUGGUGAUCGAAACCGACACCUGUUUUGUGAGAGGCGGUCACCUACACCACUAGGCCACUCUCACCAUGGUGAUGAUCGAAACCGACACAUGUUGUGUGAGAGGCGGUCACCUACACCACUAGACCACUCUCACCAUAGUGGUGAUCGAAACCGACACCUGUUUUGUGAGAGGCGGUCACCUACACCACUAGACCACUCUCACCAUGGUGGUGAUCGAACCGACACCUGUUGGGUGAGAGGCGGUCGCCUACACCACUAG
This is a messenger RNA of Mya arenaria, 1059 nucleotides long. RefSeq names its product histidine-rich glycoprotein-like. Bases 1 to 1059 code for a protein of 352 amino acids. The record is from RefSeq and is a predicted model, not a curated record. Lineage: Eukaryota; Metazoa; Mollusca; Bivalvia; Myida; Myidae. The transcript is spliced from 2 exons.